Messenger RNA from Knipowitschia caucasica, 642 nucleotides. NCBI's taxonomy places the organism in Eukaryota, Metazoa, Chordata, Actinopteri, Gobiiformes, Gobiidae. The record is from the annotation of a GenBank genome assembly.
AUGAGGAGGGACCAGGAGGAGAGAGGAGGGACCAGGAGGAGAGAGGAGGGACCAGGAGGAGAGAGGAGGGACCAGGAGGAGAGAGGAGGGACCAGGAGGAGAGAGGAGGGACCAGGAGGAGAGAGGAGGAGGGACCAGGAGGAGGAGAGAGAGGGACCAGGAGGAGAGAGGAGGGACCAGGAGGAGAGAGGAGGGACCAGGAGGAGAGGGGAAGGACCAGGAGGAGAGGGGAAGGACCAGGAGGAGGAGAGAGAGGAGGGACCAGGAGGAGAGGGGAAGGACCAGGAGGAGAGGGGAAGGACCAGGAGGAGGAGAGAGAGGAGGGACCAGGAGGAGAGAGGAGGGACCAGGAGGAGAGAGGAGGGACCAGGAGGAGAGAGGAGGGACCAGGAGGAGAGAGGAGAGAGGAGGGACCAGGAGGAGAGAGGAGAGAGGAGGGACCAGGAGGAGAGAGGAGAGAGGAGGGACCAGGAGGAGGAGGAGGAGGAGGAGAGAGGAGGGACCAGGAGGAGGAGAGAGGAGGGACCAGGAGGAGGGAGAGAGGAGGAGGGAGAGGAGGGACCAGGAGGAGGAGAGAGGAGGGACCAGGAGGAGAGAGGAGGGACCAGGAGGAGCGAGGAGGGACCAGGAGGAGAGAGGUAG